Colletotrichum aenigma is the source of this 264-nucleotide messenger RNA. RefSeq lists its product as uncharacterized. The record is from RefSeq and is a predicted model, not a curated record. NCBI's taxonomy places the organism in Eukaryota, Fungi, Ascomycota, Sordariomycetes, Glomerellales, Glomerellaceae. The coding region runs from base 1 to 264 and encodes 87 amino acids. The transcript is spliced from 2 exons.
AUGGACGCCCGAUCUGACCGGUCUGCUCACUACGGCAAUGCCGCUUCCAAAUCAUCCCACAAGCACUCUUCGGCGGAAUCACAAAGCAUACUAGCCAGGCGGCGCAUGGCCGCCUACGAGAACCAACCUGCCUCCCAAGACAGCAACAUGUACCGCGUCGCCUACCAAGGAACCAGCAUCAGCGAAAGUCAGGCACAACACCGCGCCAGGAUCGAGGCAGAGCUUGCCCGCAUCACGGCUCAGUCAAGAGGAGGCAGCCCAUAG